Molecule: messenger RNA, 1896 nt
Organism: Alternaria viburni
Lineage: Eukaryota; Fungi; Ascomycota; Dothideomycetes; Pleosporales; Pleosporaceae
Exons: 5
Coding region: 1-1896 (631 amino acids)
Source: RefSeq, a predicted model, not a curated record
AUGGCCGAUUCCGAUUCUUCGCUGUCCUCUGCGCCCCCGACCGACGACGAGAUGGAGGUCGAGGUUUCGGAAGCAAGCGCUGCAAAGGCCGUACCACAGAAAAAGAAGAAGAAGAAUGGCACAAUCUUGACCUUUUUCAAGCAUCGCUCACCCUCGCCGCCUCCAAGGAAACGAGCGCCUUCUCCACCGCAUGAGGCCGUACCAGAGGAUAAUCCAGACAUUGCUUUCAUUGUAAUGUUUCGGUCGCGCUUCAACGAAGCCUUUCCUCGCGGUUCGCCUCACGUAGGGCCCCAAGACAUCGAACAGGGUGUCGCGGAAGAGACGCCGUCUGCCGAUGUCGAAGGCUUACUAUGCGCCCUGCUCGGGCUGGUCCUCAAUCGCAAGAAACCUGUCGAUUGUGUGUUCUACAGGAAGGGUCACUACGGUCGCGCCCUCGAAGAGGCCAUCCAAACCCAAAAAUCACAAUGGCCCACCAAAUGGACUGGCAACCCCCUCAGUGGCGGUCGCAACUUCAACACGAUGACAGCAGAAGAACGGAUCACCCUCCUCCACUCCCUCUGCCUCUGGAGCCUCAACCAGAACGAGCAAGUCAAGGUCAUGAUCAAUACCGCAUACAAGUCUCGCACUACCAAGGACAAACAAGACACAAACAUCCCGUUGUCGGUACAAGCGUGGGGUCGCGAUGGUGACAAGCGUCGGUACUACCUGGUCGAAGGGCAGAAUGACACCCACUUUCGCAUCUACCGCGAGAGCGAUCCCAAGCUCAAGAACGUACAAUGGAUCAGUGUCGCUGGCUCAAUCGAUGAGCUAAGAGCGCUUGCGACAAAGCUGGAGGAAGUAGACGGACACAAAGAGGCCAAGGCACUCGGCGAGCGCAUGCUCAACGCUGUGCCACGAUUCGAGGCUUCAGAAAACAAGCGCAAGCGACGAGAGUACACCCGCCAGCGCAAAGACGCUUUCACGCGCCCAGAACUCGGUUUCUCCCUGUACGAAGGCCGCACCCGUGGCAAGCGCCAACGAUAUACGUUUGAUGAAGAGGACGAUUUCGACUCGGACAAUACAUCUGUACGUCGGUCAGGGCGGCAAUCAGGCCGCGACACCCCGGCUGCGCCUUCUGGUCCUACUGUCACCGCCAGCGGCCGUCAGGUCCGGUCUCGAGCAACAGGCUUAUACGGCGAGACACUACUCAGUGGACAAGUCACCGAUCACCCAUCGCCUGCAACUGGCGAUUACGUCCGGUCUGAUGUGUCGGAGGAACCACAGUCUGGCCCUGGCCGAUCAGCCCGCGCCGCCAACAGGGGCACUACCAACGGCCGCUCACUGAACCGGACAGUAGAUUCCGAAGAUGAGGAGGAUGCGACAUCUUGGGACGGUGGAGAUGAUGACGAGGAAGAGCCAGAUCAGAUGGAGCUCGACGAUGAUGAAGAGGAUGCGGCGGAGGAUUCAUCAGAUGAAGAGGAGGAACCACACAGCCUCAUGGUCACCCUGCGUUACCGGAAAGGCGCAACUGAUGGCUCUACUGCUCCCGACCAAGAUGCACCCAUGGCAAAUGGCGUCGACCACGAUGCUACUGCUGCGACACUAGGCGACACAGGCGCGCCCAAACAGCCCGAGAUUGCGCCUGCUCCAGAAACCUCAGCCCCUACAUCCGAGCCCACUUCCACCAUGAACGGGAUCUCCCAACCUGUCGUCCCCGUUGCAAACCAACAGCUUCCAACAGGCAACCCAGAGGCGCUGCCCAAACUCGACGGUUUCUUCUCCGCGCCAACACCACCGUACAGUGCCCCCGAAGAGGCACCAAAACACCAGACUUCCGUCGAUGUCCCCACCAACUCUUAUGAAGCACCCCCGCCACCACAACGUCCUACUCCCGCUCCGACCGCCAGCUGGCAAUAG